AUGGCUGGUCCACCUCCUCCACCGCCCCCGGUUAUGGGUGGUAUGAAUUCCAACGGAGGAAAUCCGACAUCUGUGGCAUCUGCGAGCGCUGGCGGAAGAGAUGCGUUGCUGGGCGACAUUCGCAAGGGAGCCCGGCUAAAGAAAGCUGUUACCAACGACAGAAGUGCGCCCAAAGUGGGAGGGGGAGUAGUGGGUGCUUCGGCGCCUUCCUCCGGCGGUUCCAGCUUACCUGGUUCUCGCCCAACGGGCGCUCCAGCGGUUCCGCAAGCUCCACAAAUUCCCACGGGACAUGCUCCACAAUUGGGCGAUAUUUUGGCUGGUGGAAUACCCAAACUGCGCAGUACGAGUGGCGGCGCUAGUUCAGUGCCCCCCGUUCCACCAUCAGUCGCUCCCGUACCCCAAACGUCAUUUUCCACAGCUCCGGCAACUACAGUACCGCCUAUUCCAGGAUCAGCACCUCCUAUUCCAGGGUCUGCACCACCUAUCCCAGGAGCUGCACCGCCUAUCCCGGGGUCUGCGCCUCAAGUUCCGUCUUUUAGACCACAGAUGCCGUCUUCAAGACCUACUAGAAGAUCUGUACAUGCCUCAGCUCCACCCCCACCUUCAAAUUCCGUACCGCAAGCACCUUCAACACAUCCGGCUCCGACCGCUCCCAAAGUGCCUUCCACAUCCAUCCCUUCGGCACCACCUCCACCGCCUCCAGCACCUCCAGUGUCUUCUGCUCCCAGUGCACCAACAGCGUCUGCUCCCUUAGCACCCCCACCGCCCUUUCCCAAUGCAUCUGGCUUAGCACCGCCAGCACCACCAGCACCGCCAGCGCCACCUAUCAUUCCUAAGACAUCGGCACCUCCAGCACCUCCAGCACCUCCAGCGCCACCUAUCAUUCCUAAGACAUCGGCACCUCCAGCACCUCCAGCACCUCCAGCACCUCCACGCACCGCCAGCACCGCCAGCACCGCCAGCACCACCAGCGCCACCUAUCAAUCCUAAAACAUCGGCACCCCCUGCACCUGCUGCACCUCCAGCACCUCCAGCACCUCCAGCGCCACCUAUCAAUCCUAAAGCAUCGGCAGCUCCUGCACCUGCUGCUUCCUCUGCUUCCCAAGGCCUACCCUUUCUUGCCGAAAUACAGAAGAAAAGGGAUGAUCGUUUUGUUGUAGAUCAAAGCUCUAGCUAUACUACACAGACUGAACAAGCAGCGGGAUCAGAGCCUGUUAAGGCUGACGUGUCCCAGCCUCCAAAAGCAGCAGCUCCAGGAACUGGUAUGUCUUUCCUAGACGAGAUGAACUCAAAACUUCAUCGGAACGCUUCAGCAAGUAUGCCACCGCCAGUGCCGGCAAGUGGUGGGGCUCCUCCAAUACCUGUAGCAAGCGCCCCGGUGAUACCAAAAACAUCGCAACCGCAAGUCGCCGCUCCUCCUUUGCCCCAGAUGUCAGCCCCACCUCCACCACCAGCAUCUGGUUUAAUUCCAAAGCCCCCCUCAGCACCGCCGUUACCACAGGCGACUGCCCCAAGUAGCGGCGGUGGAUCCAAACCUCCAUCAGCUGCUCUUGGUGGGGGUUUGCCGUUCCUUGCCGAGAUUGAGCGGAAAAGAGAUGAUUCUCAUGUAGUGGAAGGCACAGGAGCCUCAAAUCAUGCCAGCGCGGGUCGUUCGUCAGCAGGAGCUCUUUCGGGUCCACCAGUACCUAAGGCUAGUGCUCCUGCACUACCUAGAGCACCUGAACCGCCGUCUAUCCCAAGCGCACCAGCACCACCAUCUAUUCCCAGUGCACCAGCACCACCAUCUAUUCCCAGUGCACCAGCACCUCCCUCUAAUCCUAGUACAACGGCACCGCCGGCAAUAAUGCCUACCUCACCACCAAUUCAUGCUUCUGAAUCAGCCGCCAAACUUCCACCUCCACCACCACCUUCUGGAAGCUCAGCUAACAAUCUAAAGCACCGGUUGUUCUCAAAUGGUGACUCUAGUGGGGCUAAUCAUGCGACGAAUCCUCACACCAAUCAACCAGAAAUUGAAACUGGUAACUUUACCAUCAGUGGUAGUUCAACAACCACAGGCGUGAAACUAGACAAUGCAAAGUUUGUCGUCGAUGACAGCAGAUUUAAGUGGUCGAACGCUUCUCAAUUGCCCAAACCAAGAGUUUUCUCCAAUAAGACGAAAAUGUACCCAAGUGGCAGGGGCAGUAGUGUUCCUUUGAAUUUGGCACUUUAUUCAUAA
Lachancea sp. 'fantastica' is the source of this 2215-nucleotide messenger RNA. Lineage: Eukaryota; Fungi; Ascomycota; Saccharomycetes; Saccharomycetales; Saccharomycetaceae. The record is from the annotation of a GenBank genome assembly.